AUGUUGAAAGCCCUUUUCCUAACUAUGCUGACUCUGGCGUUGGUCAAGUCCCAGGACACUGAGGAAACCAUCACGUACACGCAAUGCACAGAUGGAUAUGAGUGGGAUCCUGUAAGACAGCAGUGCAAAGAUAUUGAUGAAUGUGACAUUGUCCCAGACGCUUGCAAAGGUGGAAUGAAAUGUGUCAACCACUAUGGAGGAUACCUCUGCCUUCCUAAAACAGCCCAGAUUAUUGUCAACAAUGAGCAACCUCAGCAAGAAACACCAGCAGCCGAAGGUGUGGGUGCAGCUGCAAAUGCAGCCGCGACCUCUAGUACAGGCACUGGGGGUGUAGCAGCCAGUGGCAUGGCUGCCAGUGGAGUGGUGCCUGGGGGUGGUUUUGUCGCCAGUGCUGCUGCCGAAGUGCAGACUGGCAGAAAUAACUUCGUCAUCCGGCGGAACCCAGCUGACCCUCAGCGCAUUCCUGCCAACCCUUCUCACCGGAUCCAGUGUGCAACAGGCUAUGAGCAGAGUGAGCAUAACGUGUGCCAAGACAUAGAUGAAUGCACUGCAGGGACACACAACUGUAGGGCCGAUCAAGUGUGCAUCAAUUUACGAGGUUCCUUCACCUGUCAAUGCCCUCCUGGGUAUCAGAAGCGAGGAGAGCAAUGUGUAGAUAUAGACGAAUGCGCCAUCCCUCCAUACUGCCACCAAAGAUGUGUGAACACGCCAGGAUCAUUUUAUUGCCAGUGCAGUCCUGGGUUUCAGUUGGCAGCAAACAACUAUACCUGUGUAGAUAUAAAUGAAUGUGAUGCCAGCAAUCAAUGUGCUCAGCAAUGCUACAACAUUCUUGGUUCAUUCAUCUGUCAGUGCAAUCAAGGAUAUGAGCUAAGCAGUGACAGGCUCAACUGUGAAGACAUUGAUGAAUGCAGAACUUCGAGCUACCUGUGUCAGUAUCAGUGUGUAAACGAACCUGGGAAAUUCUCGUGUAUGUGCCCCCAAGGAUACCAGGUGGUGAGAGGUAGAACAUGUCAGGAUAUAAAUGAGUGUGAGACCACAAAUGAAUGUCGGGAAGAUGAAAUGUGUUGGAAUUAUCAUGGCGGCUUCCGUUGUUACCCACGAAAUCCUUGUCAAGAUCCCUAUGUUCUAACAUCAGAGAACCGAUGUGUUUGCCCAGUUUCAAACGCAAUGUGCAGAGAACUUCCUCAAUCCAUCGUCUACAAAUACAUGAGCAUUCGAUCUGAUAGGUCUGUACCAUCAGACAUCUUCCAAAUACAGGCCACAACCAUUUAUGCCAACACUAUCAACACUUUUCGGAUUAAAUCUGGAAAUGAAAAUGGAGAGUUCUACCUAAGACAAACAAGUCCUGUAAGUGCAAUGCUUGUGCUGGUGAAGUCGCUAUCAGGACCAAGAGAAUAUAUAGUGGACCUGGAGAUGCUGACAGUCAACAGUAUAGGAACCUUCCGCACUAGUUCAGUGUUAAGAUUGACAAUAAUAGUGGGGCCAUUUUCAUUUUAG
Molecule: messenger RNA, 1497 nt
Organism: Rangifer tarandus platyrhynchus (Svalbard reindeer)
Lineage: Eukaryota; Metazoa; Chordata; Mammalia; Artiodactyla; Cervidae
Source: the annotation of a GenBank genome assembly